Messenger RNA from Sarcophilus harrisii (Tasmanian devil), 1331 nucleotides. It is a transcript of the gene NPDC1, whose product is annotated as neural proliferation, differentiation and control 1. Bases 158 to 1192 code for a protein of 344 amino acids. NCBI's taxonomy places the organism in Eukaryota, Metazoa, Chordata, Mammalia, Dasyuromorphia, Dasyuridae. The transcript is spliced from 9 exons. Gene Ontology annotation, cellular component: membrane. The record is from RefSeq and is a predicted model, not a curated record.
AGCCCGGCUCGCGCAGUUCGGGGCCCAGCACCCUCCGACUCCGGCAGCUGCCGCGCCUGCUGCGUUUUUGCGUCUCCGUUCCCGUUCCCACGCGGUGCGGAUGGUCGCGGCGCUUCUCGGCCAUCCUGGUGCGAUGCUGCCCCGCAGGUGGUGAAGAAUGGCGUACCGGACCCUUUGGUUUCUGCUCUUCGGAAUUAUCCUCAGUGCAACUGCCAUCCAGCCAGAUGCUGCCUGCCCCCGAAGCUUGGACUGCACUCUGAGAAGGAGGGCCUUGUGCCCACCAGGCUCUGGUGCCUGUGGGCCUUGCCUCAGGCCCUUUGUGGAGGAUGACCUUGGCCGAUGUGUUCCUAGAAAACAGCUACCUAGAGGUAAAAUGCAGCCCUGGCCCAACCUGGAAGAAGAAAUCGACUUACUGGCUAACAUGCUGGCCCAUCAGGACACUGUCCCCCAGCGCCAGGACACUGUCCCCCAGCGCUUCCGCUGGCCUGCCACCCUGGUAUCCCCAAGACAGGAGCCCGAUACCCCAUCCCCUCAGGGUGCACAAGUUCCCACCAUCAGAGCCUCCCAUUCAUCUUCGAGGCCUGUGGAGAUGUCACCUGUGGACCCCCCACACCCGUCCACUGACGUCCUUGUUCUCAUGAUGAUCGUGGUCUGCGCGGUGGCUGGGCUCUCGGCGCUUAUUGUGGCUAUUGUCUGCUGGUGCAGGUUACAGAAGGAAAUCCACUUGGCUCAGAAAACAGACUACUCAUCCAAGUCCCAGAAAAUAACCGGCUCCCCGGCCUUCGGCAGAAGCAUGCCUGGGGACAAGAAGCUCGCCCAGAGUGCCCAGAUGUAUCACUACCAGCACCAGAAGCAGCAGAUGUUAUCUCUAGAGAAGCAUAAAGAGCAGCCUAAAAUCAUGGACUCUGGGUCUUCUGAAGAAGAGAAUGAGGAUGGAGACUUCACUGUCUAUGAGUGCCCUGGCUUGGCCCCUAUGAAUGCCUUGACUGGAGAGAUGGAAGUGAAGAACCCAAUGUUUGAUGACUCUGCUCUGGCGGACCCUAGCCCCCGUGCUGCCGCUAGCCCUCGAGCUGGCUCUAAAUCUGGAUCUGGGCCCCGUGUCAGUUCAGGCUCCCGUGCUAGUGGGUCCCGGACUGGCUCUCGCUCCAGCCCCCGGCCUCCCAGGCUGGUGGCCCCCAAAUCUCACCAAUGACCAGCCUACUGCCUUCUCCUGGCCAGUGACUCCAGCCUGGGAAAGAGAGCUCUGAAGGGGCUGGGGAUGGCCAGGGUAGGGAUGGGGGUGCUAAUAUUAGGAUGUUUCCCCCUAUUAAGGAAAAAAAAAAAAAAAAAAA